Talaromyces atroroseus is the source of this 1908-nucleotide messenger RNA. RefSeq lists its product as hypothetical. The record is from RefSeq and is a predicted model, not a curated record. Gene Ontology annotation, molecular function: calcium channel activity. Lineage: Eukaryota; Fungi; Ascomycota; Eurotiomycetes; Eurotiales; Trichocomaceae. Gene Ontology annotation, biological process: calcium ion import across plasma membrane. The transcript is spliced from 2 exons. Bases 1 to 1908 code for a protein of 635 amino acids.
AUGCCAUUUCUUAAACUGACCCCUUUGCAGUCGCGCUUCGCUGCUACAUUCGCCGCUACCCUUUUCCUCUUCGCUUUCUACUACAUCAUUUCGACGAACUCUGGAAGUUUCGCCUACGCCCUUGAUGAAGUCGAUCAAUUAAUAAUGCAGCAGACUGGUGCUGAUGCUGGUGUUGGUGUUAGUAACGAGCAUCCUGUUGGCGCGGAGUGGAAUAAUGAGAUUGAAGACGAGAUCGAAAAUGAGAACAAAGAGGGUUAUGAUGGCUAUACCCUUAAGCGUGCUGUCACAGCGCCAACCGCGCUAGGCAAUAAUCAAUAUAAACUACUCAACAUCGAGUUGGGCGAAACACAGUACUGGGUUUUCCCCAAGGAUUCAGUAUUAGGGGCGCACACAUCAGCAACAAAUGAACUUCCAGCCAAUAUCACAGACACAAAUUCGACUGAUACCGCUCUCUCUGCUGAUGAGGUGAAUCGAUAUGAAUUGAGGAAACGGUCAAGCACGGUGUACAUUUCAUUGACGACGUGUCUGAAGCCAAGUCUUAAUACCAGCAAUGCAGAUGCGGCGCAAGAUACUCAACUUCCCCCGCUGACAAUCUAUAUAUCUACGUCGGAGAACAAUACGAAUCCUGGGCCUGGACAGGACUCUUCUCUGCAGACCGAAUACACUACGGAGCAAGGAUACAUGAGCGCAACUAUUGACAAUGCGGACAGCGCUAUCUAUAUUGGAGUCUCGGCGCCGAAUACCACGCUUUUUACUGGUAUAUAUAACUACGAGGUGGCAGCAUCAAUAGACGCAUAUUUCCAUUCUAUAGACAACGACACGAAUCUCUACUUUGUCGAUUCUGAUGUCAACGCUGCGCUUCUCAUCACAAACAACUUGACGCAAUCGUCCCCUGAUUCUCAGAAUUACCAAGAGUGGAUGAAUAUCACCCCUCCAUACACCAUUUUCGCGAACAACAUCAAUAAUACUGGCAUAGCCGGGUUGGAGCGUUCAUAUUGCGCGUUGAGUCAGUUGGCACAAAUUCGGCAAGGGAAUAAUGCGGUCAAUAGAUCGAUGACGAGCCGAGGAAUGGGCAAUAAGCCCAAGGAGCAAUUUUAUAUCACGUAUUUAAAUAGCAGUUCAACCUACUAUGGUAUUCUCGGUUUGGGCAGAAACUCGACUGCGUCAGAGAAUGGAGUGGUCGGUGGAGGAGGGAAGAUAUUUACGGCAAUGAAUUUUACGACUAAAACUGACAACAACUGCGCCCUCCUCUACAACCUCGACUUCUGCUCCGAAGUCGCCUACGCCGUUCCCUCCAACCCCGAUAUAAGCAACGCAGCGCUGGCGCAACUCUACGACUCCUAUGCCCAAUCUUACUACCAAAGCUUCGACUACUCCCUAUCCCUAAUUCAAUGCAACACCUCCUCCGUAAACUCCUAUUCCCUCGCCGUCGGCUGCUCCGACUGCGCCUCCGCCUACAAGCAAUGGCUAUGCGCCGUUUCCAUACCGCGAUGCUACGACUGGUCCAGUAACUACUCUUACCUCAUGCCGCGCGAUGCCGGACAACCAUUUCUCAACGGCACCCGUCUACCCGCCGACGACCCCCUGGUUCUAUCGCCGGUUACGAAUCAGUCGCGCAAUCCGAUGAUUGAUUCCAAAAUCAACCCCGGUCCGUAUAAGGAGAUCCUGCCUUGUUAUGACCUCUGCAGCGAGUUGGUGCGCACGUGUCCAUCAGCGCUGAGUUUCAAGUGUCCCACGGGCAAGUGGUUGAAUGAUUCGUAUGGUCAUCGCGCUGCGAAUGGUGAUAUCACGUGCAGUUAUCUGGGCGCGGCGUAUUAUUUGAAUGAUGCUUUUAGGCUAUUGUCACCUGGUAUAGAUCUGGCGUUAAUUAUUAGUGGGUUGUGGAUGGUGUUUUGGGUUGGCUUCUAG